AUGGGUCUGAAAUCGAUGAACAUUCUGGCAAUACUUUUGCUCUCAUUUUUAGCAUCCACCGCUGUAGCUGAUCAAUCCAAUGUCUUCGAUGUGACAAGCUCAAAAUAUGGUGGAAAGCCCAACUCGGAUAUUUCAAAGGCAUUGACAAUGGCAUGGACAGAUGCGUGUGCAUCAACGUCAACGAGUACUGUCCUUGUUCCGAGGGGAACAUACAAGUUAUUACAAGAAGCAAAAUUUGAAGGUCCUUGCAAGGAGCCUUUUCAGUUUCAGCUCCAAGGAACAUUGCAGGCUCCGAAAGACCGGAGCCAACUCGAUGACUCUUGGAUUUCCUUUAACAACAUCGACAUGCUCACCUUGUCCGGCGGUGGAACUAUCGACGGACAAGGAGCCCUUUCUUGGAAGGAGAAUCAUGACUCUACUCCCGUUGAUAUUAGGUUCCAAACUGUCAACAAUUCCACAAUUAGCGACAUAGCUUCAAUCGACAGCGCAAAGUUCCACAUUAGUGUUCAUGGCUGCAACAACGUUACGUUCCAACGGCUCACCAUCACAGCACCCGAAGACAGUCCUAACACCGACGGAAUCCACAUCUCUAGUUCGACCAAGAUCACAGUCUCCGACUCCUACAUUGCAACCGGUGACGAUUGUGUUUCAAUUGGCGAUGGCUCCAACCAAAUCCUAGUGUCCAACAUUACUUGCGGACCAGGUCAUGGAAUAAGCAUAGGCAGUCUAGGAAAGUAUCCAGACGAACAGCCGGUGGUCGGCGUCACGGUCAAGAACUGCACGCUUACCGGCACAAGCAACGGCGCGAGAAUCAAGACAUGGCCUGGUUCUCCAGCAACAAGCGUUGCUUGGAAUAUACUCUUCCAAGACAUGGUCAUGGUGAAUGUGAAGAACCCUAUCCUCAUCGACCAGAACUACUGUGACAAAGGCAAGUCGUGUAAGCUAAUGAUUCCAUCCAAAGUCCAGAUCAGUAACGUGACGUUCAAGGAUAUCAGGGGCUCGUCUUCGUCUCCGGUUACCGUCAAGCUCGACUGUAGUCACAGCGUGCCGUGCCGGAAUGUGGAGCUGUCCGAUAUUGAUCUCAUUUACAGUGGAGACAAAAAAGACGAAAUCACGUCUGUGUGUAAUAAUGUCAAGCCGAGAAUUACUGGCGUGACUAAGGCUCUUGCUUGUGCCAAUCUAGGUGACAUACCAAUAGAUAAUUCACCGCCGCCGUCGACUUCACCUCCUCUUCCACCGCCGAUGCCGGCUGCACCUCCUCUUCCACUGCCGCUGCUGGCUUCACCGCCUCUGCCGGCUUCACCUCCUCUUCCACCGCCGCUGCCGGCUUCACCUACUCUUCCACCGGUACCAGUACAACAGUCACUACCCCCGCCUCCGGUAGAAAAACACCAUUCCCCUUCUCCGCCACCAUUUUCGCCUCCUCUUUCACCGCCGGCGCCAUUUGCUUCACCUUCACCGCCACCAUAUUUACCUCCUUUUUUGCCGCCGCCAUUUGUUUUACCUUCUCCACCACCAUCUUCACCUCCUCUUUCGCCGUUGGAGCCAUUUAUUUCACCUUCACCGCUACCAUCUUUACCUCCUCCUUUGCCGCCGCCAUUCGUUUUACCUUCUCCGCCACCAUCUUCACGUCCUCUUUCGCCGCCGGCGCCAUUUGUUUUACCUCCACCGCCACCAUCUGUACCUCUUCUUUUGCCGCCUCCAUUAGUUUCACCUUCUCCUCCACCAUUUUUACUGCCUCUUUCGCCGCCACCAUUCGUAUCACCUCCUCUUCCGCCGAUGGUGGACACACCUCCUCCCCCUACGGUAGCAUCAGACGAUUCGUCUCCGCCGAUAAUAAUGGUGUAUGGGUAUCCAUAUCCUCUGUCUCAUACUGAUGAUGGUGGUUUUGGACCAACAUCCUCCGCCGCCGGCAGUAUUUUGGGGCAAAAACCGACAGUCAAAGUGAUGGUGCUUAGUUCCGCCCUGGCUUUGUGGUUGCUGCACGCCUUGUUAUGA
This is a messenger RNA of Rosa rugosa (rugosa rose), 1998 nucleotides long. RefSeq names its product exopolygalacturonase-like. The record is from RefSeq and is a predicted model, not a curated record. Lineage: Eukaryota; Viridiplantae; Streptophyta; Magnoliopsida; Rosales; Rosaceae. Gene Ontology annotation, biological process: carbohydrate metabolic process. The transcript has a single exon. Gene Ontology annotation, molecular function: polygalacturonase activity. Bases 1 to 1998 code for a protein of 665 amino acids.